GUUGCGUCAAAAUGACGACAUUUGGAAUCUAAACCGCAACUUUAAAAACAAAAAACAAAAAAAAUAGUCUCUGCCUUUCUCUUGCGUACGUCAAUUUGCACAAGCAAUCGCUUUUUCCCCAUUUUUCGAAAAAAAUACAUCCUCGAAGCUCCGAGCUCUCUCCUCCUCCUCCGCUAACCACCGUGAUCUCUGGUUUUGAAUUGAUUGAUCACAAAUGGGAAAAAUCAAGAAGGUGAAUCGUAGGGCUCGAAUUGCAUCUCCUUACUCAUCACCACCGCCUUGUUGCAAGAAAGAAUGGGCAGGGUCGACUUGUCCAGUAUGUUUGGAGUCUCCACACAACGCUGUUCUUCUCCUUUGUUCGUCUUAUCACAACGGUUGUCGCCCUUACAUGUGCGCAACAAGCAGCCGUUUCGCCAAUUGCCUUGAGCAAUACAAGAAGUCAUACGGUAAUGAAGACUCGGAACAGCCUCAGCUUCUGUGUCCGCUAUGCAGAGGUCAGGUGAAAGGUUGGACUGUUGUGGAGGAUGCAAGAGUGCAUUUCAACUCCAAGAGAAGGACUUGUAUGCAGGAAAGCUGUUCCUUUGUUGGGAACUUCAAGAAGCUCAAGAAACACAUGAAGGAGAAGCAUCCACAUGCUUGUCCUAGGGCUAUUGAUCCGGCUCUUGAAACCAAGUGGAAGAGACUGGAGAGGGAGAGGGACAGGAGAGACGUGAUAAGCACGAUUAUGUCGUCGAUUCCAGGUGCUGUCGUGUUGGGAGAUUAUGUCAUAGAGCCGCGUAAUGGAGGUGUUUAUGAUGAAGAUGACGAAGAUGAUUACAGCUCAGAUGAUGAUAUGGGCAACAAUGGUGUAUUGGAUCUGGAUUCAUGGCAAGGACAAAGCAACCAUCAUAUACGGUUUAUAGAUAUGGAUGCAAGUGACUUUGCCUCGUCUUCUCGAUCUCAAGCUUCUCCAAGCCGUUUGCUCUUGCCAAGGAACCAGAGAGGCGGCGAUAGAGGUCGGUAACUUUGAUUUAACCGAAGCGAGUUCAUGUUUAGUCUCCUCUGCAUAUAAUCUCAAACUCUCUCUCCAGCAUUAGAAAUUGGCUUCCAAAUUUGCAGGAGCAGUAUAGAAGGCUAACAUGACUUAAGCCAAUUAGCCAUUCAUGAAAUUGAUUUAAAAAAAAUAGCAGUCGUCUCUUUUCUUUUUAUUUGUUUCAAUGUAAAUUAUGUAUUCUCUGUAAUUGUAUCAUUUGUUUCUGCAUUGUUGUACUCUAGUGAGGCAUGAGAUCUUAUGCCUUUUCGCAAUUUCAUUUUUAUUUCAUGUUUCUGUGUAUUGAUUUGAUUUUCAUUAAAAGAAGGUUAUGUGGAAAGAAAAGCC
Molecule: messenger RNA, 1357 nt
Organism: Eruca vesicaria subsp. sativa (arugula)
Lineage: Eukaryota; Viridiplantae; Streptophyta; Magnoliopsida; Brassicales; Brassicaceae
Source: the annotation of a GenBank genome assembly